Messenger RNA from Nerophis lumbriciformis (worm pipefish), 8089 nucleotides. It is a transcript of the gene kirrel3b, whose product is annotated as kirre like nephrin family adhesion molecule 3b. Gene Ontology annotation, biological process: synapse assembly; cell-cell adhesion. Gene Ontology annotation, molecular function: cell adhesion molecule binding. Gene Ontology annotation, cellular component: plasma membrane; cell-cell junction. NCBI's taxonomy places the organism in Eukaryota, Metazoa, Chordata, Actinopteri, Syngnathiformes, Syngnathidae. The record is from RefSeq and is a predicted model, not a curated record.
UUAAGAAUUGAAUCCACGUAAUGCUUUAAAAAAGCAAAUGGAUGGCACAAAAAGCCAAAAGGCUUGUUUCCAUUGUGGUCCAUUGUUCAUGUUUUGCACCGUCGCCUUCUGUUUUGCAUGUUUUACCUACACCAUUCCCGCUUCAAGCGAGGAUGUAUGCACCUCGCAGACUGAGGGAGAAGGACCAAGAAGAGAAGGCGGAGUCAGCCUCAUCCUCCCCUGUGGUAGAGCAGAGAGAGAGAGAGAGAGCAUGAUGGAGAGAGACGGGGGUGCGUGAGAGCUGAUGAGCUGGAGAAUGGACGGCCAGCGAGACUGUGUGCGAGCCAGCGAGAGAAGACACUGAAAGUACCAGAAGCUCCCAUCAGCAGCAGGAGGAGGACAGGCUGAGCUCACCAGCGACAACUCCGAAGACUGACAGAGGGCAGGAAAAAAAGAGGAGGAGGACUGAAGAGCGGCUUUCUUCUGGUUUUUGCCCUCUCGCACACUCCUCACAACCACAAUGAUCCCCCGGGUUCUACUCGUCCUGUGGAUCUUCGCACACGGUGCACACUCCAUGUUUUCCCAGCAGCCACAGGACUUGGUGGUCGUGGCUGGUCAACCUGUGACCUUACCGUGCUCCAUCACUAAUUACCAUGGUGUUGUACUGUGGAUCAAAGAUGGCUUGGCCCUUGGGGUUGGCAGGGACCUGUCAGGUUAUCCCCGUUACACUGUGAUUGGCGACCACGGCUCAGGAGAACAUCAUCUGCGAAUCCAGCGCGUGGAGCUGAUGGACGACGCUGUGUUCGAGUGCCAGGCCGUCCAGGCUGCCAUGAGAUCCCGGCCUGCCCGCCUCACUGUGCUCGUUCCACCCGAGGACCCCAUCAUCAGCGGCGGGCCCGUGGUGAGCCUGAGGGCGGGCGACCCACUCAAUCUGACCUGCCACGCAGACAACGCCAAGCCGGCCGCCUCAAUCAUCUGGAUCCGCAACGGAGAGGUCCUCAAUGGGGCCAUGUACUCUAAGACGUUGCUGCGGGACGGGAGGAGAGAAACCACCGUGAGCACACUCUACCUGUCGCCGUCAAACAUCGAGACGGGCCAACAGAUCAUCUGUAAGGCCUCAAACAAGGCUGUCCCCAACGGCAAGGAGAGCAGUGUCACCAUCGACAUCCAGCAUCUCCCUCUUGUCAAUCUCUCAGUGGAUCCUCAACCUGUUCUCGAGGGCAACCUGGUGAGAUUCCACUGCUCCGCAAAGGCUAAUCCCCCUGUCACGCUGUACAGGUGGGCCAAAGGGGGAAGUAUCAUAAAGGAGGUCUCUGGGGACACGUACGAGGUGAUUGUGGACCACUCCUUCUUUACGGAGCCUGUUUCCUGUGAGGUGACCAAUCAACUGGGCAGGACUAACGUCAGCCGCAAUGUUGAUGUCUACUUCGGGCCUCGCAUGGCUGCAGAGCCACAGUCGCUGCAGGUGGACCUCGGAUCUGAUGCCGUGUUCAACUGUGCUUGGACUGGAAAUCCCUCUCUUACCAUAGUGUGGAUGAAGAGGGGCUCUGGAGUGGUUCUCAGCAACGAGAACCUCCUGACGCUGAAAUCCGUGCGGCAGGAGGAUGCUGGGAAAUAUGUUUGCCGGGCCGUGGUCCCGAGAGUCGGCGCCGGAGAGAAAGAAGUUUCACUCACUGUCAACGGGCCGCCCACCAUCUCCAGCACUCAGACACAACAAGCCUUGCACGGCGAGAAAGGACAAAUCAAAUGUUUCAUUCGAAGCACUCCUCCUCCAGAUCGCAUCGCCUGGUCCUGGAAGGAGACCGUGUUAGAGUCUGGGACGUCCGGCCGCUACACGGUUGAGACGGUGACCACGGAAGAAGGCGUCAUCUCCACGCUGACCAUGAGUAACAUAGUGCCAGCUGACUUCCAGACCAUCUACAACUGCACGGCGUGGAACAGCUUCGGCUCCGACACCGAGAUCAUACGCCUUAAGGAACAAGGUGGGAGCCAAGAAUCCCUCCCCGUGGCGGUGAUCAUCGGCAUUGCCGUGGGAGCUUUGGUGGCCUUCAUCGUCCUCAUGGGCACCAUUGGAGCGUUCUGUUGUACCCGCUCCCAGAGAAAAGAAGCGCACCUGGUUAUGCCCUCACUGCCCGUCUCCAUCUGUGCUCACCAGAGAGAACUUGCAAGCAAAAUUAAAACUGAAAAUCUGAAAGGAGUGGUGUCUGCGAAAAACGACAUCCGGGUGGAGAUCGUGCACAAAGACCACAACGCCGCCAGGGAAAACGAGGAGCACGCCUCCAUGAAACAACUGAUGGUGAGUGUGGAUCGCGGGGAGUUCCAGCAGGAAUCCGCUCUGAAGCAGUUGGAGGUUUUGCAAGAGGAGGAGAAAGAGUACCAGCACAUUAAGGACCCCACAAAUGGCUACUACAGCGUCAACACCUUCAACGAGCACCCAACACCAACUAUGGCCGGAACCCAGUCCACCGACGGGAGGAACCCGACCAAUACGAGCACUCUGGGCAAGCAGCGGGUACCGACAGGCAUGUCCUUCACCAACAUCUACUCCACCCUGGGAGCGGGUCCCAAUCGCCUGUACGACUACAGCCAGCGCUUCGUGCUGGGCAUGGGCAGCAGCUCCAUCGAGUUGUGCGAGCGGGAGUUCCAGCGCGGCUCAAUAAGCGACUCCAGCUCGUUUAUCGACACGCAGUGCGACAGCAGCGUCAGCAGCUACAGCAAGCCGGACGGCUACGUGCAGUUCGACAAGGACAGCAAGGCGUCGGCCUCCUCGUCCUCCCACUACUCGCAGUCGUCGUCGCAGAACUCAGACCUAACCCGGCCUCUCCAGAAGCGCAUGCAGACCCACGUCUGACAGCCAGGACGGGAGGGAUGGUCUGAGAACCAGCCUUGGGUGUGAACUCCGACAUGGUUUCAUCACACUGAACCACUUUGUCGGACAUGUGGAUCAAGAAGCCUUAUAUUUCCCUUUUGCUUAAUCCAUUGCCCACAUCCUGGUUCUCACAGACGUUCUUGAGUAGUGCCACGAUACUUGCCAAUGAAGACACUUGGGAUUACUCUGCUUCUGAGGACAGCAACAAAGCUGCAGGAUUGUUUUUUUUCUGAAUGGAGUAAGACCGCACAACAAUUUCUUUCUGCUCUUUCGUGUCUCGUCAAGCACAAAGACUGAACGUCCACAAGGAUUUUUAGGUAGUCAACAACUCCCAACCACCACGGCUUCCCUCCUUUCUUUCACAAUCUUCUCACACUCCAGCUCGGCUCCUUGCAAUGUCUCAUUGCGUAGGUGGAGUACAACUGGCCUCCUUCCACAUGCCCACAGACAUGGUUGGGAGGAACAGCUGCAUGUGGGCCAGACAAGAUAAAGAAGGGCUGAGACCACGUUUUCAAUCCCAACGUUCGCGUUCUGAUAAAACAUCAGUGUACAUAUUGUAUAAGGCUGUAAAUUAUUUUCUGACUAAUCGCGGAGGAGUUCUUCAAUGAAACAAGAGCGGUUUGUAUCCCGCUCUAGCCCCUCAAAAAAGUUUGCCUUGAGGAACUGUUUGGUUAACUAAGCAGGCAUACUGCAUAUCAGCUGCAGCCGGUGAACUAACACUGCUAAAGGUACAGGUAUAUGUAAACAUACUCAUGUCUUAUUUUGUGGUUAUUGCAGUGUGUAGUUACUGAUAAAACUGGAGCAUAGUGCACACUUACAAUUUGUUUUGAAUAUAGCUUUUGGAUUUUUGGUUAUGUUUUUACAGAAAUUACUUUUAUUAUUGGCACAAUCGAAAUUAUGCUUCAAUUCGUGUGUCCCCCCUCCCUCCGCCCUUUUAUUAGAUUGUUUUUUUAAAACAAUAAAAAUACAACUAUAUAUAUUACCAUGUUUUACCAAUAAAACAUUAGUAUACAAUACUAAAAAAUAAAAUUUAACAUAUAAUAAUAAAUGAAUAAGGAAAAAAUUAUAACUUUUUUUUUAAAAAGCAGGCAACUUUUUUUUUUAAAUAUAGUAAAUAAAUAUGGUUCGGUAAAUGACAAUUCAAAAUUUGUUUCACAAGAACAAAAUUGUAAUUCCUUUUGCUAGUGUAUUUUUAUAAAUAGGUUGAAAUUACCAAGUAAAUUGAAAAAAAAAAAAGUAUUAUCUUUCACCACAAAAAAAGAAAACCUGAGAAACUUCACACUACAGAACAAAAAUAUGGUACAUAGGUUACAAAAUUAAAUUAAAAUGUUAAAUUCUUUAAGUUAAUGGACCAAAAUGUAUUUUUAUGUAUAUAUGAAUUGGUAAAAAAAAUACAAUGACUUACUUUUAAAAAAAAGGUGUAAUUUACUGAAUACAUUAAAAAACUAUUUAUAUAUAUACAAAAAAGGUAUAUUUCAUUAUUUUUAAAAAUGGGAGAAACAUGCACACUAUAAAACAAGAAAAUUGCAAUACAUUUUCCUGGAAAAGUUUAAUUUUAAUGUCAAUAAAGAAUGUAAUUCAAUGUGUUCAAAUGUUAGUAUCUCUGCCAGAUAUCACCAAAUCAACGUGUGAUUUGGUGUACUUAUGCAGGAUCUUGUGGGCUAAAAGGACGCACAAUUCACAAAGCCGGAUUUCCCUCCAGAUGAGAACCAACGUCCAAUGCUACACUUAAGGCUGAUAAGUGCAUUAAUUUGACAUGUUUGUGAGUUUACAUUUUGUUCACUGAGUUGAGAGGAUAUACAAAUAGAUACCCAAACACACAUCACCCGCGUUUCUAAGUAAAGUGGUGUUGUCGCUCCCUGUUAGUAUUAUUAUGAUCCGGGACUUUUGGGGAUUGCUGGGGAAAUUCGCAGAAAAAAAAAACUGCAUGAAAUUUGGACGCAAGGUCAUGAUUUUUUUCUGUAGUUGCUGCAGUCAAGGAUACGUUUAUUCCAAUUCAUGUCACAAGUGCUGACUGUGUUGCUUGCAAUUUAGUCCUGCAAGUCGCAUAAAUCAAUGAUGAUCUAUGUUUUAAAAACGGUCAUUCUCGGCCUUUUAAAGCAAAGCUGUCAUUAAAAGCACUUUAAAAGGAUUAUCUCAUUCAAGGUACACUCCAAUGGCUGUUUGGACUCUUAUUUUUACAAAUGUACAAUUUAAGGCAACACGGAUAAUCCAGCAGACUGUACAUAAAACAAUGAAAUGCUGUUUUUCUCUGUAUAUAUAUAUUUUUUUUUUCACUCCUGUGUUUUUCUUUCAUUCUCGGUUGUCAUGAUUGACACUUAAAGCUCCAAACUGUACAGACAAUCAUUAUCCCCUCACAUUAAACCCAUCAAAACUGCUUGUUUCGCUCACAUUUGCGUUUCAAGACUGAGCAGUUUCUGUAAAACACACAGGCGGCUUUUAGAAAUGAGAAGCAGUGUUGAGCUGGGACAGCUUUGAAGUGAGAUGAAUUGUUAUUUUAACUUCAGUCCCUCAGAGAUGCCUGAAGCUCUUUUAUUCGACACUAAAACGACUUUGCAGAGCAGUCACUGUGUAGAAUCUAUACCUUGUAUCAGUAAAUAUAUUGACUGCAUAUCUUUCCACUUUAGACAUCCCAUUUGUUAGACGGAAUAAAUCAUUGAUGCUCCACUUUGCCAUUCUACAGUAUUAUAUUUCAUAGUGAUGUAUAUUUUAACCAACCCUACAAAUACAAAGGGAUUUUUGUCCCCCCAAACCAGUGAUAUUCGGCUACAAAACGAGUAUUAAAGCCACAGUCAAAAUACAGAUAACUUAAUAUUUCAAAAAGUAAAACGUUUAGGAAUAUUACAGGGAAAAACUAUUUCAUUGAUAUUUGUUAGAUUUAUUGAAUCAGUGCAACUACUGUACUGUACGUUUAUUUAUUGAUACACAUUUUUGGUUGUCAUUAUACAUCAUAUAAACAAAUGUAUUUGCUUGGGGUCAAAUACAACGACAAAGUAUGGAAGUUACAAACAAGAUAACAUUUUUAAGUUUAAAUAUUAGCUGGAAAAUAUAUGUAAUACUGAAAUAUAUUUUUUAUUCUAUAGAAAUAAAGUUAUUACAGUACAAGAUUUAUUAUUAAUAAUCAUAUUGGCUAACCAAUUACACAUUUACACAAUUCAACAUAUCUGACAAAUAAUAAUUAUUAGGACUAUGACUAAUAUGUUUGUUAAAAUAAUAUAGUAUUCAAAUUUGUUCAGAAAAAAAAAUUAAUACAGUGCAAGUACAAAAUAUUGUAUCAUCUAUUUAUAUCCCUUUGUUCUUAUUACACGAUGACCUUAUGAAUAAAACAUUUUAUUAUAAUGAAGCUAUAACAAAAGUACAAUUUAAAAAAAGUUUAGGACCUCAGCUGUUUUUUAGUAUUAUUAAAAUAGUUAUAAUUUUUAACGUGGCUUAAAUACUCCUUUAUAAAAUAAAUACAGUCGUCCCUCGCCACAACGGCUUCAAAUAUUUUGACUUGACCACAUUGCAGAUUUUUUUUUUUAAAGAAAAUUCUACAACUAUUUUGGCAGAAAUUAAGCAUUUUCAAGCAUUAAAAAGAUAAAUGAAAAAAAACAUGAUGGAGACCAAACCAAGUGUAAUUACACUAUUUUGGAUUAAAUGAGUUUAAUGGGUGUUAUUUCAUGUCAUAAACAGUUAUGCCAAUAUUCAAUUUAUAUUUAGUUAUUUGUACUUUGCAAAAAUGUGUUUAUUGCGGCAAUUUCCGUAAUAUAUAUUUAAUACAAAAUACAAUGAUUUGCAAAUCCUUUUCAACCUAUAUUCAAUUGAAUAGACUGCAAAGACAAGAUACUUAAACGUUCAAACUGGUAAAUGUUUUUUUUGCAAAUAUUAGCUCAUUUAGAAUUUGAUGCCUGCAACAUGUUUCAAAAAAGAUGGCACAAGUGGCAAAAAAAGACUGAGAAAGUUGAGGAAUGCUCAUCAAACACUUAUUUGGAACAUCACACAGGUGAACGGGCUAAUUGGGAACACGUGGGUGCCAUGAUUGGGUAUAAAAGCAGCUUUAAAAUGCUCAGUCAUUCACAAACAAGGAUGGGGCAAGGGUCACCACUUUGUGAACAAACGCGUCAGCAAAUUGUCGAACAGUUUGAGAACAACAUUUCUCAACGAGCUACCGCAAGGAAUUUAGGGAUUUCACCAUCUACGGUCCGUAAUAGCAUCAAAAGGUUCAUAGAAUCUGUAGCAAUCACUGCACGUAAGCGGCAAUGACCGUGACCUUCGAUCCCUCAGGCGGUACUGCAUCAAAAAGCGACAUCAGUGUGUAAAAGAUAUAACUACAUGAGCUUAGAAACACUUCAGAAAACCACUCUCAGUAAUUAGUUUGUUGCUACAUCUGUAAGUGCAAAUUAAAACUCUACUAUGCAAAGCAAAAGCCAUUUAUCAACAACACCCAGAAACGCAGCCGGCUUUGCUGGGCCCGAGCUCAUCGAAGAUGUACUGAUGAAAAGUGGAAAAGUGUUCUGUGGUCUGACAAAUCUACGAUUGAAAUUGUUUUUGGAAACUGUAGACGUGGUGUCCUCUGGACCAAAGAGGAAAAUAACCAUCCAGACUGUUAUAGGUGCAAAGUUGAAAUGCCAGCAUCUGUGUUGGUAUGGGGGUGUAUUAGUGCCGAAGGUAUGGGUAACUUACACAUCUGUGAAGGCAGCAUUAAUGCUGAAAGGUACCAUCCAAACAGCGUCUUUUUCAUGCACGCCCCUGCUUAUUUCAGCAAGACAAUGCCAAGCCACAUGAUGCACGUGUCACAACAGCGUAGCUUUGUAGUAAAAGAGUGUGGGUACUAGACUGGCUUGCCUGUAGUCCAGACCUGUCUCCAUUUGAAAAUGUGUGCCGCAAUAUGAAGCGUCAAAUACUGUUGAACAACUUAAGCUGUACAUCAAGCAUGAAUGGGAAAUAAUUCCACCUGAAAAGCUUUCAAAAAUUGGUCUCUUCAGUUCCCAAACGUUAACUGAGUGUUGUUAAAACGAAAGGCCAUGUAACACAGUGGUAAAAAUUCCCCUGUGCCAACUUGUUUGCAAUGUGUUGCUGCCAUUAAUUCGAAGUUAAUGAUUAUUUGCCAAAAUAAAAAAUAUGUUUCUCAGUUCCAACAUUAAAUAUCUUGUCUUUGCAGUCUAUUCAAUUGAAUAUAAGUUGAAAAGGAUUUGCAAAUAAUUGUAUUCUGUUUUUAUUUACGAUUUACACAACGUGCCAACUUCACUGGUUUUGGGUUUU